Molecule: messenger RNA, 282 nt
Organism: Exophiala xenobiotica
Lineage: Eukaryota; Fungi; Ascomycota; Eurotiomycetes; Chaetothyriales; Herpotrichiellaceae
Exons: 1
Coding region: 1-282 (93 amino acids)
Source: RefSeq, a predicted model, not a curated record
AUGCUGAAGAAAGGCGUCGAGCAAUCCCGGAGCAGCGAACACUUUCUCAAACAGUCGCCCUCAAAGGACGAUAUCUUCAAGCUUGUCCAGGACCGGCAAGAUAUGAAUGCAUCCAAGGGCUCAGCUCUGUGUCCGGUCGCUGAGGUCUACGAGAUGACUUACAGCUUCCUCUCUCCGAUCGCCGUCAGAUCCAGCCAGUUACGGUCGUCCAGUCACAUGUGGAUAAUUUUCUCCGAAUUACGGUGCAACACCGUCCUAAAGAGACGCGUGACUCGAAGAUGA